UAACAUCUCUAAAAUGCAGAUGUUGCGCCUUUGUGAACUACGUUUUCGCACUGUCAUUAUUUCCGUUUCCACUUCAAGAAGCAACACACUUUUUCAGGGCUUUGCAUUUUCCACUCUCUCAACUCUUCCAGCCCGCUGGAUCUGUAACCAUUACUGAAGUCAAACUUUAUCUUUGCAAUGGGGGACAUCGAAGCUCCCGAUACGACUGGACCGCGCCAAAGUGUCCUUCAAACUAUUCUCCCAAUCGCAAAAGAAUUCGCAUCUUCACGGAAAGGACAACUUCUUAUUGCAGAAGUGGCUCUGUCCCUCAUCGCGUUCAUCUGUUUUGUGGCGUCCACGGCAGCAGCCUUUGUUACAGCACCCCUCAUUGAGUUCCUGGCUGCCCUCUUCCUCCUAUUUGCCUAUUCCACCAAAUUCAAUGAGCGAUUUAAGGGAUUCCACUUCCCCCUCAUGGAUUUUCUGCGCUGUGUCAGUGCGUCCAUCAUCUUUUUCAUCAUCUCCAUAAUAUCAGUUUCCAAGUUCACAGACGGGGCCUCUAAAGCAGCAGGGGUGUUCGGGUUCAUUGCCACCAUUGUUUUUGCGCUAGAUUUCUACUUCAUCUUUAAUGACCUGGCUAAUUUCCUCAAAAAAGGUGGGGACUCGGGUGACGAGCCACCAAGAACCUCAGAGUACAACGACUCAGACUCUGACUCAGACUGAAGAGGUUCUACCCCAGGGACCGUGUGUGUGUGUGUGUGUGUCCAGUCCACCAUGCCGGACAGGAAGACAGCCAUACUGCAGACGUCAACGGCAUCCUGAAGGAUUCACAUUUCAUUUUAAACUGACGUGAAAACAGGUUUCCAAUCUCAGUCUUUAGGGCAUUGGAAUGUUGGCACGUACAAUGAUCAAUUACGGUUACAGUAUUUUCCAAAUGCUCUAAAAUUGCCCAAACUCUGAAAUACAUUUCUGAAGCUGUGAAUGAACUGUGGUAUUUAUAGUGAUGGCUAUUGGUUUACAGUUGCUCAGCCUCCAUAAUACCAAGCAGAGCAUGGGGAACAAAGGCACAUUACACUAAAUUUAAAUGGAAGAAUCAGGAGAAAUUCCCUAUAUGUUUUUAUGAGGUUUACAUCAUUGAAAAGAUUGGCAGCUGGUUGGCUGGUUACACCAUCUGUCCAAUCAUCAUACUUGCUUUGCUUGAUUUUUCAUUUUCUGGUGACCUUUAUUGAAAAUGUUCCUGUAUCUGAUGUGAUAUCCUAGCAUUAAAAUCAUUUUAUGACAGAUCCAUGUUCACCGAGCUGAGAAGACUGACUGUGCAUGGCACUUAGCGACUCUUACCGACUGCCUAAAUGGCCACUUCCUGUUUUGAAUUUGAUUUGUCAGCGGAAUGUUUUCUUUCUUCCAAUUCAAAAAACGUUUGAUCAUGGAAAAGCACUAGGAGACAUUUGUUAUUGUGUUUGAAAAGUAAACUGCAAAUGUGGUAGGACUGCAUUCAUUGAUUGAAAAUGUUACACCAAAAUGUUUUCCUAUUUAGGUUUUCUUACCAGGUUUGUACAUGAAACAUUUGUCAAUUUGCAGGUCAUGUAAAGAAAAUAAGAAAGACAUCAGUUGAUUUUCAGGCAUUUGUAAGCUUUACUUUGUUUAAUAAAAAAUUAAGACAUGUUCAACAGCAUUUCCAAAUCCAUUUAUUUUGAGACAAGGUUGUCACCAUAAACUAUAGUUUUGUUAAAUCUACAGAAAAUUAUUUAAAUACAAUACAGAUUUUAAUACUGCCUCCUAGAGUCCAAUAAAUACCUGUAUCAGUUACAGAACAUUUAAGAAAAUCAAGGUUAAACUUUAAAAAGAUAAGAGCGGUAAGUCUUCACUUUAAGAUUAGCCAUUUCAGAUGUUGAGUGGUUCAAAACCUUGAUACAAGCUAUAACCUCUGCAUGAAGCACUGUUGUUAAAGUUGUUUUAAGCAUGUUACAAUAUAUUGUAAUGUAAAUACACCUAGUUCAAAAUAUUAGGUUAUAUUUACAGAGUGCUCUAGAUUGUUAAAGCCUUCAUGAAGCAUUAACUUGUAUUGUUCCACUAUAGUCACAUAAUUUCACUACUAGUUAAAGCAAGGAUUACAUAUGCACUCAC
Messenger RNA from Coregonus clupeaformis (lake whitefish), 2100 nucleotides. Its product is annotated as CKLF-like MARVEL transmembrane domain-containing protein 3. The record is from RefSeq and is a predicted model, not a curated record. Gene Ontology annotation, cellular component: membrane. Lineage: Eukaryota; Metazoa; Chordata; Actinopteri; Salmoniformes; Salmonidae. The coding region runs from base 178 to 699 and encodes 173 amino acids. The transcript has 5 exons.